Musca domestica (house fly) is the source of this 1299-nucleotide messenger RNA. Its product is annotated as modular serine protease-like. Gene Ontology annotation, biological process: proteolysis. Gene Ontology annotation, molecular function: serine-type endopeptidase activity. The record is from RefSeq and is a predicted model, not a curated record. NCBI's taxonomy places the organism in Eukaryota, Metazoa, Arthropoda, Insecta, Diptera, Muscidae. The coding region runs from base 97 to 1299 and encodes 400 amino acids. The transcript has 4 exons.
UAUCAUGUCUUAUCUAAAAACGGCAAAAAACGCUGUGAGAUACCAUUUAUUCUUCAAAACAUCGUUGUAAAACGUCAUACACACGGAAACAAAACAAUGGAACCAGGAGAUUUUGUCGAAGAAGGUGAGGUUGUGCACGUGGAGUGCAAAAUGAAUAAUUUAACAGCCUUCUUGGGGAGUGUAUUGUGUGGUGAUGGAUUCUUUUCAGCUGAAUUUCCUAAAUGCAAAGUGGUUUGCGACUCCCAACACUUGGAAGGACUCUCAACAAUUUAUAAUGUCUUCGCACCGUAUGGCCAAUUUGUAGAGUCUUCUCUUCAUAGAUUUGGUAUACCCAUCGGCAGUGUAGUCGAAAUCAAUUGUGCUUCGGGUUUCAAAAGAGAUUUCAAUUGGCAAACAGAAUUUCUCACAAAUCGUCAGAAUUUAACAUGCCUGCCCAAUGGAACAUUUGAUCAAGUACGAGUAGCGUGCAUACAGGACUGCGGCCAUCCGUUGGUGAGCAUAUAUCCCCUGACCAAGGGUGGAAUUCAAACUGAUCCCAAUAAGGUUCCAUGGCAUGUUUCGAUAUAUCAGCGAGUAGAGAAUGAGUGGGUUUUUAUUUGUGGUGGUUCCAUAAUCACACCACGGCUUAUUUUAUCCGCUGCUCACUGUUUUUGGGAUAACAAGUUGAGGCAAUUGUUCAGUCAAAAUCAAUUUCAAUUUGUUGCUGGUAAAUAUCGACGAGGUUUCAAUGACCCUGAGACGGGUAAACCACAAAUAAGAAAUGCUCAGAUUAUUCACGUAUCCGAGAGAUUUGAAGGCCCCCGAAAUAGAAGCUUUGCCGAUAUUGCAGUUAUCAAAUUGGAUUUGUCAUUAAUUUAUAAUGAAAAUGUAUCGGCUAUAUGUUAUAAACCUGCCGGUGGCCUUACCCGUUAUUUUGUGCCUUCGAAUAUCACGGGCAUUGUGACCGGUUAUAAUGAGCUGAACAACAGUUUGGAACAAGUGACUAUGACAUCGGCAGGAUAUAAUGAAUGUAUAUUGCACGAUUCGAUUGGUGCCACUCUUUCGCCGGAUAAAUUUUGUCUAUACAACGGUCACGACGAGGGUGUUUGUCGCGGUGACAGCGGCAGUGGUUUUGCCCAGGAACUAAAAAUCUAUGGAGAAGCAUUAUUCUCGUUAUUGGGUAUUAUCAGUUUUUCGCCGGGCACAGUAAAUGGAUGCGCCCGCGAAGGUUACAUCGCGGUGACAAAUGCCAAAUAUAUGCUCGACGAUUUGUUUAAUAAAUUCCGGAAGGAAAUGGAAGAGGAUUUAAGUUUGUUGUAG